Molecule: messenger RNA, 4994 nt
Organism: Nothobranchius furzeri (turquoise killifish)
Lineage: Eukaryota; Metazoa; Chordata; Actinopteri; Cyprinodontiformes; Nothobranchiidae
Gene: map7d3
Product: MAP7 domain containing 3
Biological process (GO): microtubule cytoskeleton organization
Cellular component (GO): microtubule cytoskeleton
Source: RefSeq, a predicted model, not a curated record
UGUCCACGUCCCCGUGGUGUCCGAGUCAUACCGGUGUCGCCCGCCCCUGGCUUAGAAAAAAGAGAGAAGGAAAACUUUAGAGAAAUGGCGGAGGGUGCUACGACGCUCAAAGGCUUGCGAGCCCAGAUGGCUGCAGCCGCACAGGCACAAGCAGAAGAGCGACGUAGCUUGGCUGGGAAUAGUCCAGGACCUACAGCUAACAUAUCAUCUAAACCUCAGGGCUGCAAACCAGUAAUCGACGGUGCUGCGCUUCGAGUAGACGACCGGCUGCGAGUGGCAAAAGAAAGACGGGAGGAGGCCGAUAGAAAACAGGCUUUAAGAGAGUCUCAGAUCAUGGAGCGGGAACGCAAAGCUAAGCUGCAAGUGGAGCGCCAGCAAGAGGAACGACAGAAAAAGGUUGAGGAACAGCGAAGGAAGGAGGAGCAGAAACGCUUGGCUGUGGAGGAGAAGAGGAAGCAGAAGCAGGAGGAGGAAAAGGAGCACUACGAGUCUGUGAUGAGGCGGACGAUGGAGCGUAGUCAGCGGGUGGAGCAGAGGCAGAAGAGAUGGUCCUGGGGAGGGAUUUCCACAGAUCAAGAUGGACGAGCAGGAGAUUCUGAUGCCAGCAUCUCUUCUCCAGUAACUAUAGUUGUCUCAUCUGCCUCAUCAGAAAAGCCACAGAGGAAUGAACAAGUUGAGAAGCGCUCCUCAUCCACCACCAACCUGAAACAGCCGUCUGAGGCUGGCAUCAACAAGCGCUUAUCCUCCUCCUCUGCUGUCCUCGCCAAAUCACCUGACAAAGGUGUUAAACCAAGGAGUUCAUCUUGUAACCGGUUGUCAAGCAAUGACACUGCUGCUCAGGCCAGUAAGGAAGGAGGCAAAAAGCUUCAGGUGGAGCUGACAGGCCAUUCUGUGAAGAAGAGAAGUUCCUCCCUCACACGAGUAAGUGUGGGCAGAGCACAGACCCCUGCCAAGCCUGAUAAGGGGACAUCGGAUGAUCAAGCCCGCAGGCCACCGGCCAGUACUGUGGAUGAAGGAGUCCUUAGUCGCCUCCUCACCCCCACCCAAGCCUCACUAGCUAGGAGCAAGAGCGCCGCUGCCCUGUCCGCUGAAGGAACAGAUUCUCCAGAGUGUCACCUGUGUCCUCGUUCAGCAUCUGCCAGUCCCCUGCACCCAUCUCGUGGACCCGUACGCAGCCGCAGCAUUGACCGACAGAAGAGCGGCAUGACCACUUCCAAAUCGGCCAGUGAAGCCCUCGACCCUUCUCAGAAAGAAAAGCCUUUAUCAUCGCCUCAGGGGCAGCGCCCCGCCUCCCCAUCCUCCACCUUGGUACGUAACCGCUCACCAUCACCAGCACCCAAUCCAGCGCCAAAGAGAACCCCGUCUCCAGCAGCAACCAAGCAAAGUCCCAGGAUGCGUCCACCUUCACCAGCUGCAAUGAAACAGCGUCCUCCAUCUCCUCAGCCAACAUCAGCUAAACCUCCACCUAUCCAGAAACCAUCUCUCACGCCAACUGGGCCCCCAACCCUCAGAAAGAGGGACUCCAAAUCCAAGGAUCUGGGUCCUGUUCAGGCUGUGGCUUCACUGUCCUCCGAUUCCUGCAAGACCAAAGACAAAGAUGACGCUAAGCCUGCGACGGGCACUAACUCAGCUGCUGAGGCCGCCAGGAUCCUGGCUGAAAACCGCAGACUGAUGAGGGAGCAGAAGGAGCGAGAGGAGCAGCUCAGGAUACAGAAGGAGGAAGAGGAGAAGCUGAGAAAAGAAGAGGAGAAGCGUUUAGCAGAAGAAGCCCAACAGAAACGCCUGGAGGAGGAGAAGAGGCUGGCUGAGGAGAGAAAAAUUAAAGAAGAGGAAGAAGCUCGCCUUGCAGAGGAGGAACGGGUGAGAAUGGCAGAAGAAGAAGCGAUAAAGCAGGCCGAACUCCAGAAGGAGCGAGAAGAGGCUGAGGCGAAAGCCCUGGAGGAGGCAGAGAGAGUCCGUCAGGAAAGAGACCGCAUCAUGCAGCAGAACCAGCAAGAACGGAUGGAGAGGAAGAAGCGAAUUGAAGAAAUAAUGAAAAGAACUAGAAAAGGAGAACAAAAUGACUUAAAGAGAGACGAUGAUAAAUGUUCACAGGAGGACGGAGAAGAUGGUCUAGACUUGUUGGGUGAAACCAAAACUGAAAUGGAUGACAUCACCACAGAGACCGACAAAGACAGCGUGCUCUCUGACGAGCCUGUGGAGAGUCGAGGAGAACCCGUAGGCAGUGUGAACGGACAGUCAGAGGCUGAGGACAAGGAGAACAACGGCACAGACACAGAUGAGAUUCAAGCAGGAAGCCCCGUCCCUAAAGGGAAUCUUGUUGAGAACUCGGAGUUCCUGAACGAGCAGGACUCCACCAAAUCAGGGUUGGUCUCAAGUCUCAACGGGAAGUCAAACCAGUGGAGCUUCGAGGAUCUCAUUGAUGUUAAUGUCCAUUCCAAAAGCCGGCCUCUCAUUGAGUCAGAGGACUGUAACCAGGUUUUAAUCAGCUGUGACGGGAGCACAGAUGGGACCAAGGUAGCUUUUGAGGACAGGGGGACGCCCAUAAACUCCCUGCAUUCCUCUAAUCAACCCAUAGAAGCCAUGCCAGAAAUUUGAUGCUGCAGUUAUCACUGAGAAGCUUGUUGACGUUGUACUAAAAGUUCCUGUCCAGUUGAGACCCUUUCAAGAAUUCUCUUUCUGCUCUGAACAACCUCCUCCUCCUCCUCCUCCUCCUCCUCCUCCUCCUCCUCCUCCUCCUCUUCCAGGAGGUGCACAAGGUGAAACGGAAAGACCACCCUAAGUGCUUCAUUUGUACCCAACCUUUUGAGGAAACAAAUAAAUAACAUUUAUGUACGAGACAAGAUCAGUCUUCAGGGAAAUAUUUUGUAUUCCUCUAACGAUCCUGCUCCAGGUAUCUUUCUCUUUCCGUUGGUGUGAAGUUAAAUACACAAAACUGUUCAAUUUUCUGUUCAAAGUCAAUGGUUUCUCUUUAAUUUUUUUUCUCAGUUUUGUUCUUGUUAGGGGUGCAUUGUUGUAAUUUAUUAAUUUUUGCUUCUUUGUUAUUGUAAUUUUUUACAUGUUUAGUCUUUUUGUCUCCUUAAUGAGAAUAUUCCAAGACAAAUGCACAUCAGGUUGUGUAAAUGAUGUUAAAUAUAACAAAUAUGUUAAUACAUUCAGUUUGGGUGGGAACUAGCAUCUGACGGUUUGCAUGUGUUUCCUCAAAAUUUACUUGACCGGCUGCUUUUUGCAGCAUUCAGCUCCAUGGCCUUACCUCUUUCACUUCCCAGCUUGUGACUGUCCUAAACUGUUAAUGCUGAAACUCAUACAUGCAUGGUUUAAUAGCUUCCUUCAAUCACACACACAUACAUACAUACACGCCAUUGUUGAUGACGACUUCCCAAACUUUCUCCUGCUGUCCUGCUUUUCCUUAUCUGGCCACGAGAUGGCGUCACAAACACAAAGCUGAAAGGUUCAACUCGAGCCACAGUUCCAGCGCUGUGGUCUAGGAUUCACAUUUGGUUUAGAUUCAUCUUGUUUUAAUUUACACACGUAAGUAGAAAUAACGCUCACUAACAUCCAAGUCGUGUUUGACUUUAUUGUCAUAUUCAGCAUCUAUGUAACAAACUCAUUGAACAUGGGUGGAUCUAGUUUCAGCUGUAGUUGCUCCUGAGACGGGUUCCUUCUUUAUGCUGGCGUGGCUUCCUUCCCACUAACUCCGGUCGUCACCUUAGCUGCUACGUCUGACAAAAUGCAUUUCAGCUUUUGUAGUAUAGAAAAGGGUUGCUUGUUGAUGUAAAAUACAUUUCUACGUGAAUAUAAAUGUUAUAAUGUUGUGUAUUUAAUCAGUAUUAGGCCGUUUAAGCCAUGUUUAGGAUGGAGUGGCUCAGGCUGGGGAAAAUGAAGUUUAUGAAUUGGGUUUCAGGUUGAGUGAUGUCUGCUUACAGGUUUGCUGGGCUUCUGCAUUUUAUUCUGGAACUUGCAAAGCUUGCAGCUUGCUCUAAUGAAAAAAAAACCAAGUGGGAAUCAAUAUCUAACAAAAAUGAGGCGCAUAAAAAAAUAACAGUUUGCUACAAGAGCCGGUUGACCGAAGAAGCUGUGGAACCUCACGGUGCUUUUAAUAUAAUUUAAAUGUGUUUAUGUGUAAAAUAAUUAGGAGUAAACGACCAUCAGCUCAGGUUUCAGCUGUUCUACUGUAGUCGGAAAACCAUGUUCACCCAACGGAAGGAGUGGGUCGCUCUUGAUUUUCUUUUCUUUUUUGGAUCAGUCUCCUAGUUGUCUGAACGGUGGUGUGAAUAGUCACAACUAUGGUGAUGUUUGGGGUUGUUGCUGUCUGCCUUGUUCGCUGUGGGGUAACAAAAAUAAGCUGGGCCUAAAUUAUCCCGGCUUUGAUUAAUAAGCUCAGUGACUUUCAUUAUUUAACACACAGAGCCAACUGCGUUCUGCUUUCAUAUAUUAUUCCUUUAUGAAACGGUGAGAAUCUGCACUAUCAAAGAUGAAUUGUUACUGAGGAGAAGCUUUACUGUACAGACGAACUAGAAGAUCUGUGAUAUUUGUAGAAAGGAGUAUAGAAGCCCAUGGACCUGUGACUUAUUUUCGUUCUGUUAUUGUAGUUUUAGCUUUUAUUACGUUGACUCAAACCCUCCCCUCUGAAACCCCUCCUGUUCCACUCAUAUGUUGCUCCUGUUGGGGAGCUGGUCUAGUUGCUGCUUGAACAGAUUGUUUUUCAUGUCCUGCUGCAUAUUUUGGGUUUAACAACAGAACUGGUAGCUUUUUCACCCUCAGAUUUGACUCCAGAUAGCUCAGUGCCUUAGAUAGAGAUCCAGUGUUUUUAUUGCAUUACAGUUGAAACUAAAGAGUGUCCUUACCUUGGCCUCGACAAUCAGUCACCCAAACAGGGACUCUGUAAAGAUUCGGCAUCAAAGUCCCCUGCCCUGUCUAUAAAUAAUAUCUUUACUGUAAAUAUAUCUAAGAUAUGAUACAGACUGUUAAAACAAUAAAGUCUUGCAAAAACA